AUGCCCUCGUACCAUCUCGUGUCUCGUAGAGUGCGGAUAGGCCGUUGCAAAGGCUUGGCGAGCGGAGAGCACUCGUACUGGUACCAAAUUGGCUGGCACCCCGGUGCGCCGGAGCGUGACGACUGCGAGCUUGGACAAAAGAGCAAAAAGCCCAAGAUGACGGCGAGCGGUGGUGCGCAGGGCAUCGGGUUCAAGCGAGGCCACAGGAAGCCACGAGCGGAAGAGGCUGUUGAUGUCAUUUGCCUGCUGGAUCGAGUCCCUCUGUAUGAAGUCCUCGGUACCCAGUACUCCACUCCUCCUUCACCGAGGGCACAGCUUCGGACGGCCUACCGCAACAGGUCCUGGGUCACUCGCAUUAAUGACCCCAAAGACGAAGCAGCGCCAAACACUGGCCAUAAGGGCGUACGACGCUAUACCGGCACGAUCAUGAAGGCCAUGCCCGGGUGGGCAAAAUGGAAGCAUGACACGAGCAUGAUGAGCAGAAAUGCUGCCAAGACCAAAGUACCUCUACCCGCAGCCAAGGCGCUUCCAUGCAGCAGCAAAGUGGCUUGA
Molecule: messenger RNA, 552 nt
Organism: Trichoderma citrinoviride
Lineage: Eukaryota; Fungi; Ascomycota; Sordariomycetes; Hypocreales; Hypocreaceae
Exons: 5
Coding region: 1-552 (183 amino acids)
Source: RefSeq, a predicted model, not a curated record